Medicago truncatula (barrel medic) is the source of this 1507-nucleotide messenger RNA. Its product is annotated as zinc finger protein WIP2. The transcript has 2 exons. The record is from RefSeq and is a predicted model, not a curated record. Gene Ontology annotation, molecular function: DNA-binding transcription factor activity. Gene Ontology annotation, cellular component: nucleus. Gene Ontology annotation, biological process: regulation of gene expression; anatomical structure development. NCBI's taxonomy places the organism in Eukaryota, Viridiplantae, Streptophyta, Magnoliopsida, Fabales, Fabaceae. Bases 186 to 1208 code for a protein of 340 amino acids.
UAUGGCUCUCCAUUCUCCCACAUAAUUAAUAUCCCCCUUCACUCUCUCUCACACACACUCACACAUCAACAUGCACACAAUAAUAUAUAUAUAUAUAUAUAUAUAUAUAUUGUCAAUGAAAGAAACUUAUAUAUAAAUCAUCACCAAUAAUAUAGCCUUUACAAUAUCAAACUAACAUUCACACUAUGACAGAUCCUCAAUCAAAUCUUUUUGAUGAAUGGUUCAACUUCAUGCUCCUUAACCCUCAUCAUCACCACUCUUCUUCUUCUUCUUCUCACCAAACCAACAUGUUUGAAAUUCAACCCUCCUCCUCAUCCUCCUCCAUGAAUCCUCCUUCUCCUCCUCUUAGAGAAGCUCUUCCUCUCAUUAACAAACUAAGCCUCAUAAAUCAUCAACAACAAAAUGAACCCUCAAACAUUUUUAAUACUCAAACAAUAGAAGAUGAAUUAGAAGACAAGAGAAUGGAAACACAUGGAUAUAAUCAUGAUGAUGAUGAUGAUGAUGUUGAUGAUGAAAGUGUUACUGUUGCACUACAAAUAGGGCUUCCUAGUAAUUCUUCUUCUGAUCUUGGAUCAAGGAUGGUCUCAUCAAAUUGCAUAGAAAUGGCUGAAAAAGAGGAAGUUAAUAUGAUUUCUGAACAACUACCUUUGGAUAAAUUGAAUAACAAGGGUCAGUAUUGGAUUCCAACACCUUCUCAAAUUCUCAUUGGUCCUACACAAUUCUCAUGUCCUGUGUGCUCUAAAACUUUCAACAGAUACAACAAUCUUCAGAUGCAUAUGUGGGGACAUGGAUCUCAAUACAGAAAGGGGCCAGAUUCUCUAAAAGGAUCACAACCAACAGCAAUGCUAAGGCUACCAUGCUAUUGUUGUGCACCAGGUUGCAAGCACAACAUUGACCAUCCUAGAGCAAAGCCUCUCAAAGAUUUUAGAACUCUUCAAACACAUUAUAAGAGAAAGCAUGGUAUAAAACCUUAUAUGUGUAGAAAAUGUGGCAAAUCAUUUGCAGUGAAAGGUGAUUGGAGAACACAUGAGAAGAAUUGUGGAAAAAUAUGGUAUUGUUUGUGUGGCUCAGAUUUUAAACAUAAAAGGUCUCUUAAAGACCAUAUUAAAGCCUUUGGUUAUGGUCAUGGUGCUUUUGGUAUUGAUUGCUUGCAAGAAGAAGAUGAAGCAGGGUCAGAAAUUGAACAUGAUGGUGGAAGUUCAAUGUGAAGAAUUGGAAAAUAAAAACUAUGGUGAUGAUGAAUUCUUAUCCAGCAUCACCGUACUAUGAAGCAUUGACACAUAAUAAUUUUUAAAAAAUUAAAUAAUUGAAUGUAAUCACAUGUAUCUGUGUUGGACACUCACUAUGUACCAAACAUCGAAUCCACUUUCAAUCUGAGGUGUCUGUGUAGUAUAGCAUAUGUAUUAGUUAAACUGUCUAUAUAAAUGAGUUUCUCUGUUGAUCUGUUUUAUGUGUUUCUUGUUCAUUAUUUAUGAUGUAGAACUUAUCAACUUCAAUUAAUUGUGUA